GCAAAUCGUUGAACGCAUUGAACAGUGUUUUUGUCGGUCUCUCAGAGACUCUCAUUGUAUGCAUUGAUUGUGUGUUUUGUGCGAAUCGAGUGAACCAUAGGAUCCCAUAUCAAAGGCGACGUGUCUUCGCGUAUUUGAUCCCACAUUUUGAUCGCGUAUUUGUGGCCACACUUUUGGGCAGACGUUCGGCACUGAAGGAGUGAUGUCUGAUCUGUCGGUAGAGUUGGACAGAGAGGAGGAGAGGGAGGACUCGGGCCACGAGAACGGAGGCGAUGGCGAGAGCGCCGGCGCUUUGGCCGACGACGAGCGCAACGACUCGUCCGUUCAGUCCAUGCAUUCCAACGCCGACCACAACAACGCCCACAACACCACUGACGCCACCGAAGACCCGGAGCUCGAGGCCAUCAAAGCGCGCGUCCGUGAGAUGGAAGAAGAGGCCGAACGCCUGAAGAUCAUGCAGGAAGUGAUGAACGAUGAGGACAAACACGACUCCGACAGUCCUAAUGCGAGCAUUUCUGGGAUGUCUAUCGAGGAGAAGAUGGAAGUGGACGGACGCUCUGUAUAUGUGGGCAAUGUGGACUACUCGGCGACGGCCGACGAUUUGGAGCGACACUUUCACGGCUGCGGAUCUGUUAAUAGAGUGACAAUACUUUGUGAUAAAUUUACUGGACAUCCAAAAGGAUUUGCUUACAUUGAAUUUGCGGACAAGGAUUCGGUAGAGACGGCCACUGCUCUCGACGAGUCACUGUUCAAAGGCCGACAAAUUCGGGUUUCGGCGAAACGAACAAAUAGGCCGGGAAUCAGUUCGACGAAUCGGCCGCCGAGGGGUUCCCGAGGCUCCAGACGGGGCGCAUAUAUGGGUCGAAGCGCCCCCUGGUUUGGUGGCAGACCUUCCAGAAGAUCUCGUGGAAGAGGCGGUUGGUUUGGAUACAGCCCUUAUUGAAGGGCUCUUUUGGUAUAGUAUUCAGCGGUUUAUAAAGAAUACAAUCGUAUCUCUCAGCCAUUCAUUCACUUUUCAUAAUUCAUUAUAAUAUUUCACUUAAUGGUUACCAUAAAAUCCCAUAACAUCUGAUGCAGAGAGUAAUGAUUAAAUGAAUGGACACAUCGUUUUAACCAAAAAAAAUGAUAAAAUAUGACAAUUAAAAAAGAAAAAACUAAAAAAUGUAAAAAAUGAAUAAAAAAUGUAAUUUAUAAAAAAGAAUUGAAAAAAAUAUUUGAAUUUAAAAAC
Molecule: messenger RNA, 1228 nt
Organism: Medioppia subpectinata
Lineage: Eukaryota; Metazoa; Arthropoda; Arachnida; Sarcoptiformes; Oppiidae
Source: the annotation of a GenBank genome assembly